Molecule: messenger RNA, 2463 nt
Organism: Cervus elaphus (red deer)
Lineage: Eukaryota; Metazoa; Chordata; Mammalia; Artiodactyla; Cervidae
Gene: TSNAX
Product: translin associated factor X
Exons: 6
Coding region: 141-1013 (290 amino acids)
Cellular component (GO): cytoplasm; nucleus
Molecular function (GO): RNA endonuclease activity; RNA binding; sequence-specific DNA binding
Source: RefSeq, a predicted model, not a curated record
UGGCGCGCGCUUCCGGCUAGUGCGUUGACGUCGGCCGGCUGUUCAAGGCGCUGCUGAGGGCUUUUCGGCCGCCGCCGCGCGUUACCCUGCUCGCCCCGAGGCGCUUAGUCUCCUCUCUUCUCGCCGUAGGCCGUGAAGACAUGAGCAGCAAAGAAGGAUCAGGAGGGUUCAGGAAAAGGAAGCAUGACAAUUUCCCACAUAACCAGAGAAGAGAAGGGAAGGAUGUUAAUUCAUCUUCACCUGUGAUGUUGGCCUUCAAAUCAUUUCAACAGGAACUUGAUGCAAGACAUGACAAAUAUGAGAGACUUGUGAAACUUAGUCGAGAUAUAACUGUUGAAAGCAAAAGGACGAUUUUUCUCCUCCAUAGAAUUACAAGUGCACCUGAUAUGGAAGAAAUAUUGACUGAAUCAGAAGUUAAAUUGGAUGGUGUCAGACAAAAGAUUUUGCAGGUAGCUCAAGAGCUCUCAGUAGAAGACAUGCAUCAAUUCCACAGAGCCAUUACUACAGGACUGCAGGAAUAUGUGGAAGCUGUCUCUUUUCAACACUUCAUCAAAACACGAUCACUUAUCAGUAUGGAUGAAAUUAAUAAACAGUUGAUUUUUUCAACAGAAGACAAUGGGAAAGAAAAUAAGACUCCUUCCUCUGAUGCACAGGAUAAGCAGUGCGGUACUUGGAGACUGAAAAUCACGCCUGUUGAUUACCUCCUGGGAGUGGCUGAUUUAACUGGAGAGUUGAUGCGAAUGUGUAUUAACAGUGUCGGGAAUGGGGACAUAGACACUCCCUUUGAAGUGAGCCAGUUUUUACGUCAGGUUUAUGAUGGGUUUUCAUUCAUUGGCAAUACUGGACCUUAUGAGGUUUCAAAGAAGCUGUAUACUUUGAAACAAAGUCUGGCCAAAGUGGAGAAUGCUUGUUAUGCCUUGAAAGUCAGAGGUUCAGAAAUUCCAAAACAUAUGCUGGCAGAUGUCUUUUCAGUUAAGACAGAAAUGAUUGAUCAGGAGGAGGGCAUUUCUUAGGAUAAUGUUUUAAUCAGUUGUUUUUCUCUUAAGAACUCCUAAGAGAGACCAAUUUGUAAGACUGUUAUUUAGUAUAUCAUUUGACUUUAUUGUGGCUUUAGAAAUGUUUUCAGUUGUACUUGUUUUAAAUUGUAUACAGGCUGUACAUAAAAUUACCAAAAUGAAUCAUUUCUUAUAUCUUACUUGUGAAAAUUUACAUACAGAUGUUUGCAUAUAUGCCUAUUUGAAUUUUUGCUGGCUAAACUUCAUCAUUUAUCUUUGUUAAAUGUGAACAUGCUUCAGAGUGCACUUUCUGCCAUACCUGUUUUAAUUUACUUUGUGUAAAUUUUGGAGUGGUGAUAUUUAGUGGAAGACAUUUAUAGUUUAAGUUGGUGAUUUUUUUAAUAUAUAGAAAGAUUUCUUAGUUACACAUCUGGACUUGAGUUUCCUGUUUAAAUUUCUUGGUAAUAUUGUGCCAAGCCUCCAAAAUAGGCUUAUUCCAUAGAAUAAGAAUUAAAAUUAUUAUUAAUGUACUUUAAUUCUAUGAGGUAGUGAGAAUUCAUACUGUAUUCUGGCUAAUUUUAGGUCAUUUUGAAUCCAUAUGAAACAGCCUUCCAGAAAAAUUGACAGGUACCCAGAUGUUAGUUUAUACAUUUAAUUUUUGUCCUUUAUCACAGAAAGCCUGAUAGAGAAUUGGCACUAACAUUGUAAUAUUGUCACUAAUGUUUGAGUUGAAUUAUAUAAUUGCACACACAACUGAAAAGCUAGUGAUUAUUUAGUAAUUUUUCUUGUUAUUUCAUUAGGCAUGUUUGGAGGCUUUCCUAUUCUCACAUCUAUAAGAAAUUACAUCUAAAUAAUUAUAAUGAAGUUUUGAAAUCUUUGAAAUAUUAAGUUAACCCAAAUCUUUACAGUUGUCCAGUUGUGUUAAUUGAUACAUAAAAAGUUGCCAAAGAAGAUUUAUCACAUACAAUUCAGCAAUAAGACAAUUGUCAACACAGUUGGGAAUAACAAGUAGUAUCACUAGUAAUAGAAGUAGCCUCACUAGUAAUAUUUAGAAUUGGAAUUUGCCUACUAAAAUUAGUUAUAGAUUAUUCCCUGUGGUGUGAAACUGACUUGAGCAUGGCCCUGUUGGCUGACAACUAGACCUUUUCUUUUGGUUUUGUGAGUUUUGAGAGUCUAGAUAUUGGAUUUUAUUUUUGGAAAAAUUAGCAGCUCUGUUUGCAAGGGCUUAUUCUUGGAAAGUGUAAUUUUCCAAAAAUUAUCACCUAAAGGAAAAUAAAAUAUAUACAUGCCUAAUAGACUAGGUUUGUUUGUUGUUUAUUCUGGUGGUAGUAUGUAUUUUUGGUUUCCCUAUUCAAAGAUACAGCUGAAAUAGUUUAUUACAUAUUUUUGUUUCUUUUGCCACUUGAAGUUGAUGAAUAUCUUAUAGAUGUUUAAAACUGAACUCUUUGAAUAAAAUAUUAAAAUAUAA